UUUGCACGGAUUUAACUUUUCUUCCAUUUCAGAAAAGAUGGAAGCAGAUUCUAGUUUGGAAGCAGAGAACACCAAGAUAUCUAUUUCCACUGUAAAAGGUAUAGCAUCAAGUGAAUCUCUAGACGAUGAUGACGAAGAUGACUUUAUAGGCCCACCUCUCCCACCAGGCAUGAAAGAUCAAAAUCUUAAAGAGGAUGACUCUAGCAGUGACAGUGAGGAAGAAGCUUACCAGCUGCCUAUGUCACAUGAGAUGACUCUUGAUCAUGGUACAAAAUUAGUCUCGGCUUUAGCUGUAGACCCAUCAGGAUCACGUUUAGUGAGUGGUGGCCUUGAUUAUGAUGUGCGAUAUUGGGAUUUUCAGGGAAUGGACCAAGCUAAAGAGCCCUUCAGAUCAUUUUGUCCUGCUGAAGGAUAUCCUCUUAACUGUGUAGAAUACAGCUGCACUGGUGACAAAGUUUUAAUUGUAUCUGGUUCCCAGCAAGCAAAAGUUUAUGAUCGUGAUGGCAUAGAACUUUUUGAGUGUGUUCGAGGUGACAUGUAUUUGCAUGAUAUGGCCAAGACAAAAGGUCAUGUUGCAGGGUUAACAUCAGGCACUUGGCAUCCCAAAGAUAAGGAAGAAUUUCUUACAGCAGGUCGCGAUGGUACAUGCCGUAUAUGGCAUACAGAAUCACCUCACUGUCAGAAAUACGUUAUCAAAGCACGAGCAAUGAAUGGUCUCAAAACUAUACCAACUACCUGUGCAUUUAGUCGUGAUGGUUUGUUAGUUGCUUGUGCUUGCGACGAUGGCUCGGUACAGAUGUGGGAUCAUCGAAAGACUUUUGUAAAUGUUUCCAUUAAUGUUAAGAAAGCUCAUGACAAAGGGAGUGACACAUCAAGCCUUCAGUUUGCCUAUGAUAACAGAGGUUUUGCCACCAGAGGAGGUGAUGACACAUUAAAACUAUGGGAUAUACGGAAUGUCAAGGAAGCAGUUCACGUUGCAGGAGGAUUGUUCAACAGAUUUGGAAUGACAAACUGCAUCUUCAGCCCAAAUGAUCAACUUGUUAUCACUGGAACCUCUCAAAAUAGAGGAGAAAAGUCAGGAAAAAUUAUGAUGUACAAUCGUAGUACUUGGGAUGUCCAUAAAGAACUUGAACUUGGACCAAGUCACAUUGUAAGACUUAUAUGGCAUCCAAGGUUGAACCAGCUGAUGGUAGGGUGUGGUGAUGGAAAGAUUCGCAUUUUGUAUGACCCCAAAAUGUCACGUAAUGGUGCUGUACUUGUGGCAGGAAAACAUAAAAAGCGACUGAAAAAAGCUGAAGUUGUUGUAUCUCAGCAAGUUAUAACACCACACGCCUUGCCAAUGUUCCGAGAGGAGCGUCACAAAUCCACAAGGAAACUAGAGGAGAGGGACCGUAAAGAUCCCGUGAAAUCACGUCAGCCAGAUUUACCAGUUGGCAAAGCAGGCUCAGGAGGGCGUGUUUCUGCAGGAGGUUCCACUCUGUCAUCUUACAUCAUACGUAAUAUGGGUUUAAGGAACAAAGUGCACGAAGAAGGGGAUCCCAGAGAAGCCCUUCUCAAGUAUGCCAAGGAAGCUGCGGAAAACCCAUACUGGGUGACUCCAGCCUAUGCCAAAAAUCAGCCCAAUCCCAUUUUCCAAAGUCAACAACAGCAAGACCAGAGUCAGGAUGAAGACACCAGUAAAACAGAAGAGCCUGAUAAGAAGAAGUUUAAAGUUGUAUAAAUGUCAUGAAGAGAGUAAUAAAAUUAUUCUUAAUAGUA
This is a messenger RNA of Macrobrachium nipponense, 1758 nucleotides long. Its product is annotated as WD repeat-containing protein 70-like. The transcript has a single exon. The record is from RefSeq and is a predicted model, not a curated record. NCBI's taxonomy places the organism in Eukaryota, Metazoa, Arthropoda, Malacostraca, Decapoda, Palaemonidae. Gene Ontology annotation, cellular component: nucleus; site of double-strand break. Gene Ontology annotation, molecular function: protein binding. Bases 38 to 1720 code for a protein of 560 amino acids.